Molecule: messenger RNA, 1001 nt
Organism: Phytomonas sp. EM1
Lineage: Eukaryota; Euglenozoa; Kinetoplastea; Trypanosomatida; Trypanosomatidae
Source: the annotation of a GenBank genome assembly
UCAAGGUUUAUAUCGUUUCAGGUGAAAAAUGGAAAGCCAAAAGGACGAAUCAAGGAUUCAGCAGGAGGAAAGUGAUGCUAUACUCGCACGUCACCUUCAAGAAGAAUUCGAUAAGCUGAACGAAGCGGAUGCUAUGCAAAACGUGCGAAGCGAGGAUACAGUGCCGAGGAGCGAACCACUACGAAAAUCCUCUGUUAACAAUGUUUUGACAGUACCAUGCCCUGAAUGUACAUUUAAUAAUGAAAUUCUGAAUCCCGUUUCAGGAAAGUGUUAUAAAUGUAUACAAUGCUAUACCCAGCUUAAUGUUCCAAGUUCUUGCACGAAGGAAGAGGAGCAUCCCCAGGUAAGGGAAUGCCCCGCCUGCCAUUUAAAAAAUAUUAUACCAUCAAGGAAGGCAGAUGCACUUCUAUGUGGAGCUUGCUAUCAACAACUUGUUGAACCAAGUUCACCAAUCAGUGAACAGUCUACGCAGGAAGUACGAUCGGUUCAAAUCAGAUGCGGUGAAUGCAGUGCUAUAAAUUUAGUUCAGGUGACUUCGAAUCUAAAUUGUAUUCAGUUUGAAUGUGGCGGUUGUACAUCAAUUAAUGAAGUCGCGUUGCCCUGAGGUGUCGGCGAUCAUAUUACAUCUCACAAAUCGAUGGAAUUUGUAUGCAUUAUCUCAAAUUAGGCAUUUAUGUGAUCGCUUUUAAACUUUCCGGAUUCCCCUACUAUAAUUCUUGAGGUCAACAGUAGUGAUGCAUUCAGCAUUAAAAGAAUUUUUAUUUGAAUCUGUUUUUCUUCGUUUUUUCAAGUGAGUAUUGUCAUUUAAGGUAGUUGUUCUGCUAGGCUUCUGAACACAUGUGAUAUUAGAGCUUUUUUCAAUUCGGGAUCUUCAACAUCGGAAAGAUAAGUAGAGGAAACCUUAUUUCCUUAUAAGUAAAAACUACUUGUGUUGUUAUAUGCUUUCUUACCGUAUAUAGUUUGCGAAUCGACUAUUCCCGUUAUUUGAAUAAUUUGUCUGU